AUGGGAUUAUUACACCGAAUCGAUAAGUUUCUGGAACUAGAUGGUUCCAAUAACAUGCAGAACAAGGAUAUUGUUCCGAUACCUAUUAACAGAAGAAAAUGGGGAUAUACCGGUUAUAUUUCCUAUUGGGCAAUUAUGAACUUGUGUCCAGUGACAUGGUCUGUUGGGGCAUCGCUUUUGACAGUUGGUCUUAAUGGAGCGCAUGCUAUGGGUACUGUGGUUGUCGGUAAUUUCAUAGUUUGCCUUGCUACCAUCAUCGCAGCUGUGUAUGGUUCAAACUAUCACAUUGGAUUUUCCGUUUUCCAGAGAGUUGUGUUUGGGAUUAGAGGAGCAUACUAUGGUGUGCUCGUCAGAUCUAUUCUUUCCGUUGUGUGGUUUGCAUCGCAAAGUUAUUUGGGUGGUCUUUGUGUGAAUUUAGUUCUAUCCUCGUGGAGUAAGUCAUACAUGAAUAUGAAGAAUCACUUCCCAGACAGUGUUAAAAUGACUUCUCAAGAGUUAAUUGGUUAUGUCAUCUAUCUAAUCAUUACGGUACCUUCUUUAAUGGUUCCACCUGAAUACUAUGAUUAUAUCUUGGCAACAAGUUCAGCAGCAACAUUUUUUUGUGGGUUAGGAAUUACAAUUUGGGCUGUUAAAGAAAACGGCGGUUCUGGUACUCUCAUGAAUACCCCAAUCACUCUAAGCUCGAGUGAUUUUGGCUGGAUGUGGAUGUACGGUAUUAAUUCAUGGUAUUCUUCCUUGGUUGCAGGGAUUGCUAACCAAUCUGAUUUUUCUCGUUUCAAUAAAAAGCCCAUUCAUUUUUAUCUUGGAACUUUGAUUGGUAACACCCUUAGCGGGUUCAUUGUUCCAUUAUUUGGGAUUAUAUGUGCAUCUGCUUUGGAAGAGAAAUAUGGUGUCGAACUUUGGAAGCCUAAUGAUAUAGGUAUGUUUUGGUUACAGAAUGAUUACUCUCCAAGUCGUAGAGCAGGUGCGUUUUUUUCCGGAAUUGCCCUAGUAUACUCACAAUUAGCAAUCUGCGGUAUUGGUAAUGCCAUUUCAGGUGGUAUGGAUCUAUCAACUAUUUUCCCACGCUAUAUUAACAUUAGAAGAGGUGCCAUGAUUAUCCUGAUUCUCGUAUGGCCUACACAACCCUGGUUAUUCUAUAACUCGUCGUCGGUAUUUAUUUCCGUCAUGUCAUCAUUUUCUGUGUUUGUCACACCUAUGGUAGCAGUAUACAUAUGUGAGUACUUUUUGGUCAGACGCUGCAUUAUCAAGCUUUCAGACUGUUAUAUUAACAGUAGUAAAUCUAUCUACUGGUAUCACCAAGGAAUAAACUGGAAAGGAAUUGUUAUUUCUAUCUUAGGAAGUGCACCUGGUCUUCCCGGUCUUAUUAACGCUGCAAACCCAAAAAUUAAAAUCAGCAGAGGUAUAGAGAAUUUCUAUUAUGGAUCAUUUAUAUUCCAAUUUGUUACUACAUUCGCAAUGUAUGCGAUAGUAAGCUUUAUCUGGAAGCCCGAAGUUGGAACUCGCGAUAAUGUCGACUACUUCAACACUUACACCGAAGAAGAAUGUAUGAAGUUAGGAAUUAUUCCAUAUAAUGGCCAAUUGCCCGAAGAUAUAUCAGAGACAGAAUCCGACGAAUAUAAAAAGGAUUUAGUAGUGCAAACGGUGAAACAUCAGAAAGAAUGA
Kluyveromyces marxianus DMKU3-1042 is the source of this 1665-nucleotide messenger RNA. RefSeq names its product nucleobase cation symporter-1 family protein (gene THI72). Gene Ontology annotation, molecular function: nucleobase transmembrane transporter activity. Gene Ontology annotation, biological process: nucleobase transport; transmembrane transport. Gene Ontology annotation, cellular component: plasma membrane. The record is from RefSeq and is a predicted model, not a curated record. The coding region runs from base 1 to 1665 and encodes 554 amino acids. The transcript has a single exon. NCBI's taxonomy places the organism in Eukaryota, Fungi, Ascomycota, Saccharomycetes, Saccharomycetales, Saccharomycetaceae.